Sitophilus oryzae (rice weevil) is the source of this 1896-nucleotide messenger RNA. RefSeq lists its product as uncharacterized. Gene Ontology annotation, molecular function: protein binding. Lineage: Eukaryota; Metazoa; Arthropoda; Insecta; Coleoptera; Curculionidae. Bases 350 to 1876 code for a protein of 508 amino acids. The transcript has 10 exons. The record is from RefSeq and is a predicted model, not a curated record.
CCGGAGGCUGAAAAGAUCCGAACCCGCGGUCCGGUACCACCUCAGAUUUACCUGAAAAUAUCACCCGUUACGCUUUUGUUUUGCUAUAGACAUGAGCCUGCUAGACGAUCUUCGCGGUGUAAAAUUACCCAUGUAGUACUCGAAAAGUACUGAAAUCUUCGUAUUUUUCUUAUUUUAAGUAGUACCAGUUUCGCCGGGUGACAUUUUUCGGCGUUGCCAUUGUUUUUUUCUUCUUGAAUUUUUCUUGUAUAUAAACAAAGGUGUUUUGGUUGUGUUUAUUGUGGUAGUACCUACGUGAGGAUAAUUUAAACCAACAGUACUAAAAAUUACGAUAAUAAGGGCGUUAAAAAUGGGGUCCCGCGUAGGGGGGAUAAACACGUCCGAACUCCCCGCUGACAAGGCUCUGGCGGGAGUGCCCCGACUCCUGGACGAUCUCCAGAGACUGUCCGAAGACACCGACUCUGCGGACAUCGUUUUCAUGUUAGGCAGGGACGAGGAGAGGAUGUACGCGCACAGGAUCAUCCUGAUGGCCAGAUGCAAAAGCUUCCAAAUGGCCAAAAGAGGCGAGGUGUGCCGAAUUCCUGGUUGUACCGUAUCACCGGCAGCUCCUGGUACUCCAGCCUCAAUAAGACUACCACAAGCACCUCCAGAAACCUUCAAACAAUUUUUACUCUACGUAUACACAGGCAAAAUCUUGCUUCAAGACAGCAGCGUGUUUGAAAUGAUGGCGUUAGCUCAAGAAUUAGGCGUUGAUGAGCUAAGAAAUGCCUGCGAGGACCAUGUUACCUCGACUCUUUCGGUACCAUCAGCUUGUACUUUUCUAGCUACAGCAAUGGAUAUUCAAGACCGCUCUGCAGGUGGAAAAGCAACUGCAGGUUUUAUUGAGAGAUGCAUCACUUAUAUUGGAGAAAAUGCCGCUGAGUGUGUGAAAACAAAUUCAUUCCUUUCAUUACCGAAAGAAGCUGUUAUCAAAUUAAUAUCUUCUGACUAUCUUUGUCUUGUAGAAGAGGACGUAUGGAGAGCCGUAUUAAACUGGGCAAAAUACCAAGCUGGCGUUACGCAACCUACUGCCCAUUGGACUGAAGAAGAAAGAGCAAGAGUUUGCCAACAUUUGUCAUAUGUUAUAAACCAUGUCCGGUUACUUUUAAUAGAUUCACAAGUGUUUGCUGAAGAGGUGGAGCCCACUGGAGCUGUUCCCAUGGAGCUCAGUCUAGAGAGAUAUAGACAUGCAGCGUUGCCAAGCAAAUACCCUGAAGCUUCAGAAGACCAGAGGCUUAGACCUAGAGUUUCACCCCAUUUAUUUCCAGGAUCUCUUAUAUUAGGACAAGAUAAAAGUCAUUAUCAGAGAAUUUUGAACGCCUGGUAUGGCAAUGUUAAACAGACCUGGACCCUGAUAUACAGGGCUAGCAGUCACGGAUAUUCAGCGUCAGCUUUUCACAGGCGCUGCGAUGGAAUAUCACCAACCUACGUUAUUGUUUUGGGUGCAAGAGGUGAAAUAUGUGGGGGAUUCAGUGAUGCAGCCUGGGGUAGACCGCCUGGAAAAAGCCGAUUUGUCGCGGCCGACAGAGCUUUUCUUUUCACCCUGUAUAACCACCAAGACUUGCCUCCAACCCAGUUUCAACUAGUUAAGAAGCCUUUUGCGAUUUGUUAUCAUCCAGAUUCUGGUCCAAUAUUUGGAGGUGGAGCAGACCUUUUAAUUUCAAACAACUGUAACAGCAACAUGGACAGCUAUUCUAAUUUACCUCACACUUACGAUGGUGAAGGUGCCUCACCUUCAGUGCUUAUGGGAGAUUAUAAUUUUGCUGUGGCAGAUUAUGAAGUUUUUGCCCCCAUAAACUGUACAGGGAAAUUUUCAAAAAGUGAGAGAUACCAGUAAGAAAUUAAACAUAAAUCAUA